Molecule: messenger RNA, 1740 nt
Organism: Hirundo rustica (Barn swallow)
Lineage: Eukaryota; Metazoa; Chordata; Aves; Passeriformes; Hirundinidae
Gene: SPMAP2L
Product: sperm microtubule associated protein 2 like
Exons: 8
Coding region: 19-780 (253 amino acids)
Source: RefSeq, a predicted model, not a curated record
GCGGGGCCGAGCCGGGCCAUGGCGGCGGCCAGGGACCUGUACGUGUCAUCUUAUAUACCUUACACAUGUGUAUGCCCACGAAGCAGGAUACAUGAACUUGCAGAACCCAAGCCAGUACUUUGUGAAAGCAGUCCCACGCUUGUAUGGGGAAACCAAGAGACAAUAUGGACCCUCUCAGGGGGUGCUAUGACAGCUCGACCAUCUGCAAGAGUAUUGUACCUGUCCAAGCCCAAGAAAGAUUUUAGCAAGUACCAGCACAGAGCAGUAAUCGGUGGGCAUGCCCUGCUAACCAAGUUUGGCUACCCUUCUGAACGGCUGCUGAGGUUGGCUGAACCUAAAAAAUACCUGCCUGCUUUCCUGGAGAAAAGAGCCCGUGAGUCCCCUGAGUGGCCUGUGUCCCUGGCUGCACAGAACUAUAAUGCCUCCCAGCGGAUACUGGAGCUUGCCCGGCCAAAGGGGCUGCACCCAGACUUCAUGCCGCCCAGAGAGGUUUCCAGGUCAUCUCAGAAGGUAGUUGCAAGCCCUCGGACCAUUGAGCUGGCUAAGCCAAAACAAGUCCACUCUAACUUCAAGCUCCCACGGGAUCCUGAGUGGCCCGUGACAGAGGCUGCCAAGCGCGCAGUGGCUACACCAAGGAUUCUGGAGCUGGCCCAGCCUGCCUCAAGAGCUCGUAUGGGCUUGACUGCCUUCAACCCAGAUGCAUUCAGAGUGAAGAAGAGUGCUUUGAAGGCUGUUUGUUCUCAGCGGCUCCAAGAACUAGCUCAACCAGUUCGGCGUUAAGCUCCCUCAGAAAUGUUCCUGCCAUCUGCCCACAUCACCCCUUGGAACAUCACUCUCUCUGAGCUGUGCUGUGGCUGGAAAACCACCUUGAACACAGCGCAGAGGCAGCACUCAGCAGGAACACUUUCAAAUAAAAUCAUUCCUUAAGAAUAGGCAUCAGGGAAAAUUAACAGAAUUCAACCUAAUGUGGGAAGACUCUCUCCCUAGGAUGGGUUAUGUUGGGAGUUUCUGUCUUGAUUGUUUUGCCAUAAUAGUUUAAGAAAUAAUGAAACGGCUUCUGGGGGAAGGCAGCACAGGAGCUGUCCUUUCAUGCAGGGAAGUGUGGCAAACCAAACACAAGAAGACGCAGUAAGUGGAUGCAACGCAACUCCUAAAUUAUGGUUUAAAAUUUUUUGCUAAAAUUUAAACAUCUUCUUACUGACACUUGAAAGUUUUGUGCUCAUGACAGAAGUAGAGAUACGAAAAGCUACAAUGUUUGUUGAGUUGGCUUGGAUUUGGGGCCAUUUCUCAAAUGCCUGGAGAACAGGCAGAUCCAGUUACAUAGGUGGUUCAGAUACUCCGUUGUGUGAUCCUGGGCAAAAUAAGAGAAUUCCACACUGGGAUUUUUGGAGCCUAACUCAAAAAAGCAGAGUUCCCCUCAGUGUAAGAGAGAAGGCAAGUUACAAAGAAACCAGAAAACAAGUAUCGAUUCCAGAGUCUGUAGAGCAAAUUCUGAGCUCCAGUCGGGUCUGUGGGUGAGUCAGUUUGGCAGUUGGAUUGCAGGGGAACAACACAGCCUGUGCAGGGCAUGACAUAAGGCAUGACAGCUUUUAUCUGCUUCCUACAAGGUCAGUGUGUUUUGCACUGGCUGCCCAACCACUGGCGACAGGCUGGAGAUACUGAGACGAGAGAUGCUCACCAGUAAGGGACAAAAGCCACAAAUGAAAGCAUAUGGCAGUUUCGGAACCAAUGCAUUUUAAU